Toxorhynchites rutilus septentrionalis is the source of this 2833-nucleotide messenger RNA. Its product is annotated as sodium-independent sulfate anion transporter-like. Lineage: Eukaryota; Metazoa; Arthropoda; Insecta; Diptera; Culicidae. Gene Ontology annotation, biological process: transmembrane transport. Gene Ontology annotation, cellular component: membrane. Bases 574 to 2364 code for a protein of 596 amino acids. Gene Ontology annotation, molecular function: sulfate transmembrane transporter activity. The record is from RefSeq and is a predicted model, not a curated record. The transcript has 4 exons.
UGCUCACAAAUCUAAGCGUGUGACUCAAAAAUCUGGCAAGUAGUGUGAUUCUUUAUUCUGGUUCUGAAUUUCGCGGGGAACAGGAUUGAAUAAAAUCGCGUGUCGCAAGAAUCAAAUUUAUUUUUUUUUUCAAAAAUAAAACUUUGUGUUCUGGUGUUUGACAGGAUGAAACUGACAGAAUAUUUAUGCCUGUUACAUUGUGUUGUAAUUAUCAAUGAAUAUUAAAAUCAUUUGUUUGUGAACCCCUACAAGCAAGUUUCGUGCAAUGAACCACAUUCUAUCGGAUUUGUGCGACCCAGUUCGAUUAUGGUUGUUUGAGAUGAAGUGAAGAAUUGAUCGGAAACAAAAGUGCAAGCAAAUUUUUGUGCAUCAAUACAGUGAAAACAAUUGACUAGUUUUGAGUCUACUAAAAAGAGCAGCUGUGAUAUCCCGUGAUACCAAAUUGCAUAGCAGCAAUUUGAACGUUCCACAAAACGUAUACAUAAUCAUCAAGUUCUCAUCCGUGUUUGUUUUGCGCUUCCUGAUCGUACUUUUAAAGCUUAACAAUAAGUAUCCGACGACAGCAAAUCCGCUAUGGAUCACAUUCGCGAGAUUGGACCAUGGUGCCGACGGAAGUAUAAAAACAUAUUUCGGAAGAAAAUUCUGUACAAGCGUGUCCCGGUGCUGAACUGGCUGCCAAAAUACACCGCUGAUGAUGCCAUUGGUGAUUUUGUGGCCGGCCUUACCGUAGGCCUGACGGUGAUUCCCCAAGCACUGGCCUACAGCAGUAUCGCAGGUCUUCCUGCGGCGUACGGUCUUUACGGUUCUUUCGUGGGUUGUUUCGUGUACAUCUUUUUGGGCUCGUGCAAGGAUGUCCCGAUGGGACCAACAGCGAUUGCAUCUCUGCUCACUUUCCAAGCCUGCAAAGGAAUAUGGCAACGGGCUGUUCUGUUGUGCUUCCUGAGUGGUAUAAUCGAACUGCUAAUGGGAGUUUUUGGGCUUGGAUUUCUAAUAGACUUUGUGUCCGGACCCGUAAGCUCUGGAUUUACUUCUGCUGCCGCGUUGAUUAUUCUCAGCUCACAAGUCAAAGAUUUGCUUGGGAUCACGGCGAAGGGUAAUACCUUCGUGGAGCAGUGGACCGCCAUUCUGGACGACAUUCACAACACACAGCUUGGUGAUGCUGUCAUGGGUUUCACGUGUAUCAUUGUUCUGCUCCUGAUGAGGCUGCUGCCGCGGCUAAAAGCGGGACCCCCAGACACGGAAGAUCAGAUGCUCUUCCAGAAGAUCAUCAACAAAUCGUUGUGGUUGAUUGGUACGGCUAGGAAUGCCAUUAUUGUGAUUGUAUGUGGAGCUAUCGGUGCUAGUUUUUACAACAGUGGAGCGGUGCCUUUCAAAAUGAUUGGGGAAGUUCCAAGUGGUCUACCGGCAGUCCAGUUACCACCGUUCUCAGUUCCCGAAAUAACGAACGAAGAAGGAGUUGUGAUCCAGCAGUACGAAGGGUUUGGUGAUAUGUUGAGCAACCUCGGCUCGAUGUUGAUCGUCGUUCCAUUGAUUGCUCUCCUGGAGGACAUCGCCAUUUGCAAGGCUUUUGCCGACGGAAAAUCCGUAGACGCUACCCAGGAGCUAAUCGCGAUCGGCACAUCCAAUAUCGCUAACUCAUUCGUGCAAGGAUAUCCCGGAACAGGAGCACUAUCUCGAGGGGCUGUCAACAACGCCAGUGGCGUCCGAACUCCGUUCGGUGGCAUCUACACAGGAAUUCUGGUUAUCCUAGCGUUACUUUUCUUCACACCCUACUUCUUCUACAUCCCAAAGGCAGCCCUGGCUGCCAUUAUCAUAGCCGCCGUAAUAUUCAUGGUCGAGGUGCGUGUUGUGAAGCCCAUGUGGCGGAGCAAAAAAUCGGACCUGGUUCCCGGAAUCGCUGCCUUCAUCGCUUGUCUGGCGCUACCAAUUGAGUACGGCAUUCUUGUUGGCAUAGGCCUUAACAUCUUGUUCAUCUUGUACCACGCUGCCCGACCGAAGAUCCACAUGGAUCAACUGAUUACCCCUUGUGGAAUCAAGUACCUCAUGUUAACUCCGGAUCGCAGUCUGAUUUUCCCGUCUUCCGACUUUGUGCGAAAUUUGAUCAACAAACACGGGUUGAAGAACCAAACUCCGGUAGUGAUAGAUUGCACGCACAUUUACGGUGCGGAUUUCACAGCCGCUCAGGUCAUCGAUACACUCAUCAAGGACUUCAAGAGUCGGAACCAGAUGCUGCUGUUUCUGAAUCUCAAACCCUCGGUGUGCAACGUAUUCGAGGGGGCGGAUCUUGAGUAUCGGGUCUUCUACGAUCUCGAGCAGCUGGAUAGGGCGAUUCAGGAAAUCCGAAGGAAGAGCUUCCAAGCCUAGUCAGUCACCCAUAGUUUGUAGAUAGUUUUAGAAGCGGCAAAAGACAACCAACUCAGGACCAAUUAUACCGCUGUAAAACAAGUGUUGUAUUAAAUAGUAGAUAAUUCGCUGCAACCGUAGGAUUCAGCUGAGACGUUGUGUCAUCGAAAAAAGUGAUGUAGAUUUUAAGCAGAGUGUAGCAAUAUGAAAGAUGGUCGAGCUGUACUAUAUACUGAUAGUUACAAUGAUAUGUUGAAUGUUUUCCCUUUAAAUGCUUAUGCUGGGACAUAUUGAUGGGGAGCGUUAUUAUAUUGAAUCGCACGAAAUAGAGAAAAGCAGAGAAGCGCACGCGGUAUCUAUUCAACGUAUUAUUUCGAGUCGUCUAUGCGCCGAAUCUAGACGAUUUGUCAAAUACUUAAUUUUGUAACAUUACUAGUCUAGACUGUUGAAAUAAAACUAAAGUUCCUUUAUUCGAAUACUAUUAAAAUAA